This is a messenger RNA of Acaulospora morrowiae, 702 nucleotides long. Lineage: Eukaryota; Fungi; Glomeromycota; Glomeromycetes; Diversisporales; Acaulosporaceae. The record is from the annotation of a GenBank genome assembly.
AUGACGUUAAAGGAAACAUUACAUUAUUUGAGGAUCUCUCAAUUGGCGUUGGUCUCUUUGAUAACUUUGUUGGAAUUCAUUUCAGUUGUGGGAUUCUCAGCUAAUUAUCAUGAUGAGCCGACCCACGGAGCAACUAGUUAUUAUUGGACAGCUUUAAUAUUGUCAGAUUUGUUUCUUGGUUCAAACCUCGUUGGCGAUAUGGACCAUAUCGCGAUGAAAUGUUCUUUGAUGGCCUUUUCCUUGCAAUUUGGUUAUCUAUCUGUAAGCCUCUUGAACAUUUCACCGACAUUUCACGGGGAAUCUCUUUCUUGCAGCAACACAACUAACUCGGCACUCACCCGAUGUCGCCUAUUUUUAUCAAACUUAUCUUUUGCCUGGAUGUUGAUUCCUACAUUUGUAGCUUCGUUGUACAUUUCGAUUUCACGAUGGAACAAAAGCGCGGCCCCAUCAUCAAUACCCAUGAGCACAACAAAUCCACCUCCCCCCAAGCCGCAGUCGCCGCAUGUUAUGCAAAAGGGUGUGUUGAAAGAUGGCUUUUUGGUUUUUAAUGAUAACAACAGAAGCAGCAAACGGAUGAGUCUGUACAGUCAACGAAACAGCUCUACACCUCACGUGAGGACGCUCUCCUAUCCAAAUAACUUCAUGAGCUCCACUCCGAACCUUUUGAGUGAUCCAUCCAAUAAUUCCACUACUAAAAUCUGA